AUCAAAAUAGAUCCCUCUAACUACUUCUUAGUAUAUCUCUGCAAAUAUAAACGAUAUGCAAGGUGGUGUACAAAUAAUAUCUAAGGAAUUGAUAAAGCCAACACCUCAUCCCUUCAAAAACCUCAAGCUUUCAUACAUAGACAGAUCAUUACCAUCUAUUUACAUUCCUUUCAUCUUCUUCUACAACGCCGAUGAACCAACCGGCCUCAACACCUCCAACCAUAUCCAAAUAUCUCAAAUCUUGAAACACUCUCUCUUAGCUACUCUGCCUUCUUUCUACCCGUUGGCCGGCAAGCUCAAACACGAUACGUACGUAGACUGCAACGACAGUGCCUCCGGCUUUGAGUUCGUUGAAGCCAAGGUUCACGCUCAACUCAAAACCACCUUGCAAAGAUCCACCGUGAAAGAUAUGAAGCUUCUCCUCCCUUCGUACUGUACAACUUUCGAUCAUGCUGGACGACCACUUCUCAUCGUGCAGGCCACCUUCUUCGACUGCGGGGGGCUCGCCAUCGCCAUCAGCGUCUCCCACAAGAUCGCCGAUUUCGCCUCUGCGAUUUCUUUCGUCGCUGCCUGGGCGGCAAAAUGCCGAGGCGAAAAGACAGAUAUCCCUCCACCCAUAUUGGGCACAUACCCGUAUUUCCGGCCCUUGAGGAGCGUCCCGUUUUCGCCGUUGAUGAAGUAUUAUAAGCCCAGUGACGAAUUCGUGACGGAGAGAUUCGUUUUCGACAAGAAGAAGAUCGAGAUCCUUCGACACACCGUCACGGCCUCGCCGGAAUCCGCCACAAAAGACCCGUCACGAGUGGAGCUGGUAUCGGCGUUCAUAUGGAAGCAUUUCAUUGCAGCGAGACCGAAGAAUAAGAUAUUCGCCGCACAGAUAGCAGUGAGCCUGAGGCAGAGAACGAACCCGCCCGGGAUUCUGGAAAACGUGUUCGGAAACUGCUUCAUGUCGCCGCUGGCGUUCGGGGAUCCUUCUAGAGAGUUCCACCAUCUGGUGAGCAGGCUGAGGAAGGCGAUACGAAGAGUGAGGGAUGGAUAUAUCACCAAAACGAUGAGUAGAGAGUGUUACGUGAAGGAAAUGGUGAUGCUCGCCGUGCUGAUGGUGACGGGGAAAAUGGAGUGGUGCUAUUUCACCAGCUGGCGGGGGUUCUCUACGUACAAGGUGGAUUAUGGGUGGGGCCAGCCGUGCCGGUUCGCGACGCCGUCCAUGCCGAUCAAGAAUUUGGUGAUUUUGGUCAAUAGCGGCGGAGAUGAUGUUGAAGCAAUAGUCACCAUGCUGCCGGAGGUGGUGCAGGCGGUUGGGGCACAAAUCAAACUCAUUUCCCUAAAUAAUUAGUAAUUUGUUAGGCUACAUAGCUUACUUUCCAUAAUUUCCGAUGCAAAAUCCAAUUAUAAUGUAGUCAUGGCUUGUGAAGGCGUUCUAUUAUUUGGUAUUAGUAUUAAACUGGUUCAAGAUUAUAUAAGAUUGAAUUGGCAAAAAAAUUAUCGAGAUUGAA
Molecule: messenger RNA, 1493 nt
Organism: Salvia splendens (bonfire salvia)
Lineage: Eukaryota; Viridiplantae; Streptophyta; Magnoliopsida; Lamiales; Lamiaceae
Product: stemmadenine O-acetyltransferase
Exons: 2
Coding region: 56-1333 (425 amino acids)
Source: RefSeq, a predicted model, not a curated record